AUGGCUACUCUCAAGACCAUAUCGUUUCUUGCUCUAUUAGCAUCAUCUACUGUCGCUGUACCGUUCGAGAACGCACCAGAAGCUGUGCGGUCGAUUCUCAAGAGGACCAACCCUUCCAUCGCUUCGGAUUUUACUGCCCAGCAAAAGACUCAGAUCGAGGAUGCAUUGAAAGAUGUGAUCAGUCUAAGUGUGGAAGCAGUCGCUGCCCUGGAUGAUGACGACCGUGACGAAAUAAUUGAAAACUAUUUCGACGAGGAUGACAAGGACACUGUCCGAGACGUCUAUCUCAAAAUUAUGGGUGACCCCGAUGAUCCUACAAACCCAGACCCCACCGGCAAUUCCAUGCUGGGCAACAUCGAAAUUGUAAAGGACUAUCAGGACGUAAAUGGUGAUUACAACUGCGACGAUGGAACCAUGGCGCUUCUGGUCGACUGGAGCACAGACAACCCGCAUCUCAUCCUAUGCGAUUUAGCAUUCACCCAUGGUGGGAUCGACAAGGGCUACGACAAUGUCCAAAAAAUUGAUUGUGACUGGGUCGACGACAGAGUGACCUGGAAAAUACAUUUUGAGAAACUAGUCGUACCUCCCCUCGACCUGGAUGUCACUGACGAGGAAGACGGUUAUGGGCCUGUCAACACACGAAAACUCGACAAGGACAAGGCUCUGUACAACGCCGACAGCUACGCUUGGUACGCCACCGAGGCGUUCUGGACAAAGCAUUGUGAUAACGACUACGGUGAGCCCGAAGACGAUGACGACAAGGAUCCCAAUUGCAACGACGAGGCCUGUCAAGAUGCAACGGCAUAG
This is a messenger RNA of Pestalotiopsis fici W106-1, 807 nucleotides long. RefSeq lists its product as uncharacterized. Gene Ontology annotation, molecular function: metallopeptidase activity. The transcript is spliced from 2 exons. The record is from RefSeq and is a predicted model, not a curated record. The coding region runs from base 1 to 807 and encodes 268 amino acids. Lineage: Eukaryota; Fungi; Ascomycota; Sordariomycetes; Amphisphaeriales; Sporocadaceae.